Rubroshorea leprosula is the source of this 1752-nucleotide messenger RNA. The record is from the annotation of a GenBank genome assembly. Lineage: Eukaryota; Viridiplantae; Streptophyta; Magnoliopsida; Malvales; Dipterocarpaceae.
GCCAUUAGUGAAGGAAGAGGUUUGAAUAGUAACUUAAACAGGAAGGAAACUAGAGUUUGCUAUUCAAUGCAGUACAAGUUCUCAAGACUACUGCAUUUGAGUCUUGUUUAGCUUCUGCUUCUUUUGGAAGAAAACAAGCUUUCAGACACACCCCUUUAAGUUUCUGUUUCUGUUCUGUUAGAAGGAAGACUGAGUGAUAUGGAUGAGAAGAAUGAUGCUGAUAAGGUGGAAGAUGUGAUGCUUCCUGGCUUUAGAUUUCAUCCUACAGAUGAGGAGCUUGUUGGGUUUUACCUCAAAAGAAAGAUUCAGCAGAGACCUCUGCCAAUUGAGCUGAUCAAGCAGAUAGAUAUAUACAAGUAUGAGCCAUGGGAUCUUCCAAAAGAGCUGGCAGCUUCAGGUGAGAAAGAAUGGUAUUUCUACUGUCCAAGGGACCGUAAAUACAGGAACAGUGCAAGGCCUAACCGAGUCACAGGAGCUGGAUUUUGGAAGGCAACUGGGACAGACCGGCCUAUUUACUCCUCCGAUGGUAAUAAGUGCAUUGGUUUAAAGAAGUCUCUAGUUUUCUACAGAGGUAGAGCUGCCAAAGGGAUGAAAACUGACUGGAUGAUGCAUGAGUUUCGGUUACCUUCUCCCUCAGAUUCAACACGACAAAAGCAACUGGACAAAAGCCUCCCUGCAAAUGAUGCAUGGGCUAUUUGUAGGAUCUUCAAAAAGACCAACUCGCUGGCACAAAGAGCUCUUUCCCACCCUUGGACAUCUCCAUUAUCAGAAACUAUGGCAUCUGAUAUACUCAAUCAUGGCAGCACUCAUAUCAGUUCAGAGAAUAUUUCUUGCACAACUGAAAUGGGUUCAUCAGCAAUGCAGUUACAUGGCAACAAUGACCUGCAACAAACCUCCACAACUAGUUUUGCUGCUGUGGAUGUUCCCCCUUAUAAAUCCUAUAAUCCUAUAGUCUAUAAACCAUCUUUUUUUCCUGUUUCCAAUGGAGACCUUACCAGCAAUUUCUUAUUCUCACAGCUUGACAUGUCAGGAGCAACAACAAAGUGUACAGCUGAUACUCCCUCUAUGCUAUUGAGCCCUGUCUUAAUCAGUGAAAUUAGUAAGGCCUCAGAGAGUAUAGUCUUUGAAGGGCAAGAACAGCAGUUUAGUGGCUUCUCAAUUAGCCUGCCCCAAGAGAUGCAAGGGAAUACUGGCGUAGGAGAAGAUGAGGCACACACAAGGAAGAACCAGGAGAAUCACCGAUGGGGGCCUAGCCAAUCAAUAGGAUUCCCUUUCAGCUUGCCUCUAAACCUGCCUGAUUCAUGGAAGCCAAACCUACCAUGGGACUCACCAACCUAUCCUAGUGAGAUGUCAACUACUUAUUGCCCAAACAAAUGCUAUUCUUAAAGCAAUUGUGUUCUGGUUUUGGAUUAUUAAGUUGGAGCUACUAUGAGUGACACAGCUAUUUUCAAUUUUAUUGUACAUUUUUCACGUUUCAUAAUGUAUUCCAACUAUGAACACAAGACUGAAUACUUCCAAGUACUUAUUCCAUAUUUUCUUUUACAGUUCUCAUAGCUCUAAGGCUCCAUAGUUUUCUUUGCAUAUGUUACUUGAGAAUAGCAUGUUUCUCAAAAGCAAACCACUUAGAGAUCUUCAUAGGAUCAGAUGGCAUCCCAUCUAUUGAAUCCACACUGGUUUCUUGAUCAGAUAUGCAUUUUUGAGCCGUGCUCUGGAUUAUCUAACCUUUGGCCAGACGCGAAAAUGUUCGAACAC